Molecule: messenger RNA, 2493 nt
Organism: Symbiodinium natans
Lineage: Eukaryota; Dinophyceae; Suessiales; Symbiodiniaceae
Source: the annotation of a GenBank genome assembly
AUGGCUGGUGCAGAACCAGAACCGUAUGCAGGAGUCGACAUGGUGCACGGUGCCAUUGCCGUCAAGGAGCAGUUCCAGCUGUUCGAUGACAAUGAGACCGGCACCAUUGGCAAGGAGGACCUCAGAUCCUUGAUCCAGAACUUGGGCCACUUCGACCCGGACGAAAUCGACAGGAUCCUGAAUAUAGCCGUCGGAGACGAUGGCAACGAGAUCAUGUACGAGUCCUUUAUCGACUGGGCGUUCAACAGUGCCAAGGUCAUCGAGCACCGAAAGGAUCGACUUCGCAAUGUGAAGUUGUUCCAGAAUUUCGGCGAGCUCGAAAUAGAGGAAUGCGCCAAAGUCCUUGAGCUUGUCACCUACCCAGCUGGACAGGACAUCAUCAAGCAAGGCGACGAAGGCUUCGACUGCUUCAUUGUUGAUGCGGGGGAGUGCUUCGCGCAAAUUCAAAUCAGCGGCAAGUGGAGGGAAGUUGUCCGCUACGAGCCAGGAGGCUUCUUCGGUGAGCGAGCCCUUCUCAGGAAAGAGCCACGAGGGGCCAUGGUAACAGCACGCACCGAUGUGAAGCUGCUACGGCUCAGUCGUGAGGAGUUCGUGUCGAUGAUCGCGGAACGAGAUCACAAGGAAAAUCUCAUCCGCAAGAUCAAAGAGUUCGAUACCUUCAAUGACGUGCAGGUGGCAACACUUGCAGGAGCGUUCGAAAGGAGAUGGUUCGAGGAUAACGAGACCAUCUUCAAGCAAGGCGACGAAGGUCACCACUUCUACCUUUUAGAGGAUGGGGAGUGUGUAGCCUCGGAGAAAGACCUCGAGGGGAAUGAGAACGAGGUGAGGCGCUACGAACCGGGCCAGCUCUUUGGGGAGAGGGCCUUGAUCGACUCCUCCCCACGGCCGGCCUCCGUGAGAGCUGUGGGGACUGUCAAGGUUCUGCAGCUGAGCCGUGAGGAGUUCGAGAAGAAGCUGGGGACGCUCAAUGAGCUGAAGGCUCAGGCAUACAAGUCAGAUCCGCGAAAGCUCAUUGCCGAUUUCUACCAACCAGGGGAUUCCUGGGGACCAGGGGGCAGCAGGGACGAGGCCACCGCCAAGAAGGACGACGACGUCGUAAGCAGGUGGUUUGUGGUGUACAGACCAUGCAGCCGCGACUCCAUCGCCAAGAUGCUGGGGAAGGUUGGCGUGGGAAAGGGUCUGAAUGUCAAAGGCAAGUCCGCCAAGAAGAAUCGGCUAUCGGGUUUUGUGCCCUUCAUUCAGAUCAGUGACAACAGGCACAAGUGGGAUGUGGAGGAGUCUCCGAAAGACACGCGAACCAAGAUCUUCUACAGGAGCAAGGCGGCCCGAGAGCAGGCGCAAGGCUCGCUUUCCAAGGUCCUCAAAGAGGCCAAGCUUCUGAGAAUGGAUGAUCCGACAAUCAAGCUCAUCACCGACUACGAGCCGACAACCUUCGGACUCGAUGUGCCCGAACCUUUGAUGAGGGAGGCUUACAUCAUGAAGCCCGAUCUGUCGCCUAUGGUUGGCUGGGAGACCGGCAGGCAAUCCGAGCCCGCUUUCAUGGAUAUGAAUUUGCAUGCAGUGCGCGGGGACACCAGACCAGAAGUCGUGCUCUACCAGUAUGACCUGGCCGACCCCAUGAAUCCCUUGGGGCUGCUGGUGGCCUAUGCUGAAGCGCACGUGCUGCCAGUCGUAAGCGACUUCGACACGUUCCUGGUCGGCAGCACCAAUGUAGCGUAUGAUCCUUUGCCGCCAAAGCAGCAGGAGAUGUUCCAGUGGUGCCUGGAGCACACGGCGGACAUCAUCGGGCUGCCGGCUUCCAAGGGCUGGACAUCCCGAUGGUUGGAGGUACUAAAGGAAGAAGCCAACAAGAAAGGUUUUCACCCGGAAAUUCCAAAGUUGGGUUUUGGUGACGACACAUCUGUACGGCUCAUCGGUGAUGUGGUGAAAGUGACGGCAUCCUGCGGUGCUAUCCGCCACGGCGCAGAGUGCUUCAACUUCUACUUUCCGCAGGAGCUGGAUGACGAGUUCCUGGUCAUCUGGGACGGCUACCAGGACCCACCUUGGCGAGCGCUGAAAGAGGCAGAGCUGAGGAACUUCCUGACGGAGCGCGCGGAGGAGGGCUACUGCUUUCCGCUGAAUCCUGUUUGGCCAAUUCGAGACCAGGGCUGGUACGAGGUGCUGGACACCCUGCGCAAGAGACAAGAGCCACAGAUCAUCCAGAACCUCCAAGGAUGGUUCUCCGAGGAGGCACUAAAGCGAAUAGACGAGAUCCAUCAAGAGUUCCCAGACGGCUUCUCCGCAGCGGCAAUGAAGUCGAGGGCAGGAUCCACCGUGGCCAGCUUGCAGGACUUCACCGGCGAAGAAAUGGCCGACUUCGCGCGAGAGGAGGUUCGAAAGGUGGUCAAGGCUCGCUGGAAAAGGAUUCGGUCUUCUUUGAUGAUGCUGGCGAGAAUCAUGGCGGAAAUGGACGACGAAGAGCAUGCGAAGAUGUUGGGUGGCGAUGGCACGUGA